GAUGGAGCGCGGCACGACAACACGCGAGCAGACGAGGGCGUCUCGUCGGCACGACGACAGAGACUGACCGUCGGCCGCCGCGGCGACGAUGCCGCGCGUCAAGAGAUACCCGGCGAGGAUAGCCGAGUCUGAAGCGUUUCAGGUGAAAGCGACGGCAGGUGGCGAUCCGCAGGACUGUGUGAUGAGCGAGUGCAAGAAGAUACCAGCGACCGGGAAGGUGGCAACCAGGAAGACAACAACCGUGAAGGCGGCAACCGGGAAGGCAACGACCGGGAAGGCAACGACCGGGAAGGCAACGAUGGGGAAGGCAACGACCGGGAAGGCAACGACCGGGAAGGCAAUGACCGGGAAGGCAACGACCGGGAAGGCAACGACCGGGAAGGCAACGAUGGGGAAGGCAACGACCGGGAAGGCAACGACCGGGAAGGCAACGACCGGGAAGGCAACGACCGGGAAGGCAACGGCCGGGAAGGCAACGUCCGGGAAGGCAACGACCGGGAAGGCAACGACCGGGAAGGCAAUGACCGGGAAGGCAACGACCGGGAAGGCAACGACCGGGAAGGCAAUGACCGGGAAGGCAACGACCGGGAAGGUGACGAGUAAGCACAACGGGAAGGUAGUGAAGUCUCGCGCGUUCCUCUGUGAUGUCUGUGGCGCCACCUUUGCGUACAGGUCUCACUACGUGCUUCACGUGCGGCGACACACGGGCGAGCGUCCAUACGCGUGCGCAGCCUGCCCCGCGGCAUUCGCUCAGCGUGGACAGCUGAUCAUGCACACGCGCCGGCACACGCGCGAGCGCCCCUACGCGUGUGACGCAUGCUCCCGCGCGUUCGCUCGCUCCGAUGACCUCGCCGCCCACCAGCGCACGCACACGGGUGAGCGGCCCUUCAAGUGUGACACGUGCGAGGCAGCCUUCACCGUCGCCAGCAGCCUGCGCGCGCACGUGCGCUACAAGCACACGGGCGAGCGACCUCACGCAUGCGACGCCUGCGGCCGUGCGUUCGCGCGGGCGAGCGACCUGCGGAGGCACCGGCGCACGCACACGGGCGAGAAGCCAUUUGCUUGCGACGCGUGCUACGCCGUGUACACGGAGGAGCGCAACCUGCGGCGGCACCGUGCGACGCACAAGCCAGCCACUGCCGCUCACCGCUGCGGCGACUGCGGGGACGCGUGCCGCACAGACGCGCAGCUGCGGCGGCACCGACGCGUUGCGCAUGCGCCGCCGUGCGAGUGCGCGCUUACGCCGUGCAUCUGUGCCGCCGCCGGGGAUGCCGUGCCGCCACGUCGUGAGCACAAGUGCGGUGAGUGCGGGGCUGUGUUUGUGUCGAGUGCCGGGCUGCGGCGGCACACGCGCAGCACGCACACAGGCGAGCUUCCGUACGCGUGCGGUGCGUGCGAGCGACGCUUCGUCGACGCGAGCGCGCGUCUGCGACAUGUGCGCGGCGCGCACACGCAGGAGCGCGCGCACCGCUGCGACACGUGCCCGGCCACGUUCACCGCAGCCUACCUGCUGCGUAGCCACGCUGUGACGCACGCCGGCACCCCCGCCGCGAGACCGUACGCGUGCGCACGCUGCGGCGGCCGCUUCCGCCGGGCGUCGGACCUGCGCGCGCACGCACGCACGCACAGCGACGCGCGGCCCUACGCAUGCGGUGAGUGCGCGGCGGCGUUCAAGCGCGCGAACCACCUCGCUCUGCACCGGCGCACGCACACGGGGGAGCGACCGUACGUGUGCGACGCCUGCAACGCUCGCUUCGCCGACUCGAGCCACCUGCGACGUCACUCGAAGAAGCAUACGGGCGAGCGUCCAUUCGUCUGCUCGGCCUGCGAGCGCCGCUUCAGUGAGAGGAGCAGCCUGAAGGCGCACCAGCUGAGUCACAGCAGGGAGAAGCCAUAUCAGUGCGAGUUGUGCAGUGCGGCGUUUGCGCGCGCGAGCACGCUGCGUCUGCACCAGAGGACUCAUGCGCGCGGACAGCCACUACACCGCUGCGACUGCUGCGCUGCUGCCUUUUCCAGCAGUGCAAGCCUCAGCCGCCACAAGAAGGUGCACGCGAAGCUGGGCGAGGAUCGUUGUGAGUUCUGCGGAAUGUCGUUUGACAGCGACGCGCUGCGGCAGGCGCACGCAGCCAACGGCUGCCACCAGAGGGUGCCGCACCAGGACCGCGCGACGCCGCCCGGCGACGACCUCUACCGGCUGACAACGGCCGAGCCCGUGGCGCCCCCCGGCGGUGAGCAGGAGUUUGCGCUCGUCGAGACGUUCGUGGGCGACCGCAUCCUCGUACUACCCGUGAGUUUCCACGGCGACGUCGGCGUCGCCGGCGUGUUCCAGCCGUUUGCGGCGGCGCCGGCGGCUGCAGCGGCCAUGCCCGUGGCCCAGGAUGGCGCGAACCCUGCACCUGCUGGCAUGCAGCUGGAACAGCUUGUGAGGGAGUUGGGACGCGAGGACAGCCCGACGGAGCUGGGACUCUCCUUCGACGUCCAUUACUAGACGACGGACUACGACUGUCGCUUGCCACUGAAUCAACUGUGUCGUCUGCUAUACAGAUCUGAUGGUGUCGGCUGCCAUUGAAUCAAUAGUGUCGUCUGUCAGUGAACGAACAGUGUCGUCUACUAUACAGAUUCGAUAAUGUCGUCUGACAAUGAACGAACAGAGUUGGGUACAACCGAAGAAACUAGCAUGUGAUAGUGAUACAGAACCAGUAGCGAAAGCUGGUGUAUGCUACAGAUCUAGUGAUAGCUGGAUAGUGUUGUAUGCUACACAUCCAAUGAUAGUGUUGUAUGCUACACAUCCAAUGAUAGUGUUGUAUGCUACACAUCCAAUGAUAGUGUUGUAUGCUACACAUCCAAUGAUAGUGUUGUAUACUACACAUCCAAAGAUAGUACUGUAUGCUACACAUUCAAUGAUAGUGUUGUAUGCUACACAUCCAAUGAUAGUGUUGUAUGCUACACAUCCAAUGAUAGUGUUGUAUGCUAC
Priapulus caudatus is the source of this 2974-nucleotide messenger RNA. RefSeq names its product zinc finger protein 431-like. Gene Ontology annotation, molecular function: RNA polymerase II cis-regulatory region sequence-specific DNA binding; DNA-binding transcription activator activity, RNA polymerase II-specific. Gene Ontology annotation, cellular component: nucleus. The record is from RefSeq and is a predicted model, not a curated record. Bases 89 to 2488 code for a protein of 799 amino acids. The transcript has 3 exons. Lineage: Eukaryota; Metazoa; Priapulida; Priapulimorpha; Priapulimorphida; Priapulidae. Gene Ontology annotation, biological process: regulation of transcription by RNA polymerase II.